AUGUUGUCGCGGUCCUCCCUCAGCCGAAAUGCGCCCCGUGCGCUCUCCGCCGGCCGUCGGGCUAUGGCUUCUGCUGCCAACCCAACCUUCCAGUACGAUGUCUCCGAGGCUGCUGGUGUGAAGGUCGCCAACCGUGAGGUCCAGGGUGCUACCGGUACUCUGGCCCUGGUGGCCAAGGCUGGCUCCCGCUACCAGCCCUUCCCUGGCUUCUCCGAUGCCCUCGAGAAGUUCGCCUUCAAGACCACACUCAAGCGUUCAGCACUGCGCAUCACUCGUGAGGUUGAGCUGCUGGGCGGCGAGAUCUCGGCGACACACUCGCGCGAAAACGUCGUUCUCCGCGCCAAGUUCCUUGCCAAUGACCUUCCAUACUUCACAGAGCUCCUGGCUGAGGCUGCCAGCCAAACCAAGUUCUCCGACCACGAAUUGAACGAGGUUGUCGCCACACUUCUGAAGUACCAGCAGCAGGCUGUCUACUCCAGCCCCGAGACCGUUGCCCUCGAUGCCGCCCACGGCGUUGCCUUCCACCGCGGUCUGGGUGCCCCCAUCACUCCCAGCCAGACCACCCCCUACGAGAAGUACCUGUCCGGCGACGCCCUGGCUCAAUUCGCCCAGGACGCCUACGCCAAGUCCAACGUUGCUCUGGUCUCCACUGGUCCCAACUCCGCUGAUGUCUCCAAGUGGGUUGGCCAGUUCUUCAAGGAUCUCCCUGCUGGCAGCUCUUCCAGCCAGUACAAGGUCCAGCCCAGCCAGGCCAGCAAGUACUUCGGUGGUGAGCAGCGCAUCCCCUCCAAGAACGGCAACGCCGUCGUGAUUGCCUUCCCCGGUUCCAGCGCUUUCGGUACCGCUGGCUACAAGGCCGAGGCUUCCGUCCUGGCUGCUCUGCUGGGCGGCGAGUCCUCCAUCAAGUGGACCCCUGGUUUCUCUCUGCUUUCCAAGGCUACCCAGGGCUUCUCUUUCCUCAACGUCUCCACCAAGAACCACGCUUACUCCGAUGCUGGUCUCUUCACCGUCACCCUCUCCGGUGCCGCUGAUCAGGUUGGUGCCGCUAGCAAGAACGUCGUCGAUGCCCUCAAGAAGGCCGCCGCCGGUGAGGUUUCCAGCGAGGACAUCAAGAAGGCCGCCGCUCUGGCCAAGUUCCGCGCUCUUGAGUCUGUCCAGACUCUCGACACUGGUCUUGAGGCCACUGGCUCCGGCCUCGUCCACGGUAGCAAGGCUUACCAGAUUGGCGAGAUUGCCCAAGCUCUUGAGAACGUCUCUGAGGAGCAGGUCAAGGAGGUCGCCAAGUCCUUCCUUUCCGGCAAGGCCAGCCUUGUCAGCGUUGGCGACAUCCACCAGCUCCCAUACGCCGAGGACCUGGGUCUGUCUGCUUAA
Penicillium angulare is the source of this 1371-nucleotide messenger RNA. RefSeq names its product ubiquinol--cytochrome-c reductase subunit 2. Gene Ontology annotation, cellular component: mitochondrion. The record is from RefSeq and is a predicted model, not a curated record. NCBI's taxonomy places the organism in Eukaryota, Fungi, Ascomycota, Eurotiomycetes, Eurotiales, Aspergillaceae. Gene Ontology annotation, molecular function: metal ion binding. The transcript has 4 exons. Bases 1 to 1371 code for a protein of 456 amino acids.